Messenger RNA from Asparagus officinalis (garden asparagus), 675 nucleotides. Its product is annotated as senescence-specific cysteine protease SAG39-like. Gene Ontology annotation, cellular component: lysosome. NCBI's taxonomy places the organism in Eukaryota, Viridiplantae, Streptophyta, Magnoliopsida, Asparagales, Asparagaceae. Gene Ontology annotation, molecular function: cysteine-type endopeptidase activity. The record is from RefSeq and is a predicted model, not a curated record. Bases 1 to 675 code for a protein of 224 amino acids. The transcript is spliced from 2 exons.
AUGGAGUACUCGCGAACAAUAUUUAGCUGUAGUAAUUUCUGGCUAGCUUUGCUCAUGGUACUGAGCAUCUGGGCCUCUCAGGCUGCAGCAUCACGCGGCCUGAACGAAAUGUCGAUGGCCGAGAGGCACGAGCAGUGGAUGUCGAAGCACGGUCGUGUUUACAAGGAUGCAGCAGAGAAGGCUCGUCGAUUCGAGAUAUUCAAGGCCAACAUGGAUCUUGUCGAAUCGUUCAACUCCAAGAAUAACAACAAGUUCAGGUUGGGCGCCAACCAGUUUGCUGAUCUGACCAACGAUGAGUUCAGAGCUCGCAACGGGUUUAAGCCCCGCUGGUCGAAGGGUGCAGCCAGGAGUACUUUCAGGUACGAGAACGUUACGGCCGUGCCGACCUCUAUGGAUUGGAGGAAAAAGGGCGCGGUUACUCCCGUAAAGGAUCAAGGCCAAUGCGACACGUACUCCGCUUCGGUUUUCACGGGGGAGUACGGGACCGACCUCGAUCAUGGAGUGACGACCGUGGGGUACGGCACAGCGAGCGAUGGGACCAAGUAUUGGCUGGUGAAGAACUCGUGGGGAUCGUCGUGGGGGGAGAAGGGGUAUAUCAGGAUGGAGAGGGAUGUUGAUGCUGAUGAAGGGCUCUGCGGCAUUGCUAUGCAGGCCUCAUACCCAACGCAUGCUUAA